Messenger RNA from Aspergillus mulundensis, 1956 nucleotides. RefSeq lists its product as uncharacterized. The coding region runs from base 1 to 1956 and encodes 651 amino acids. The record is from RefSeq and is a predicted model, not a curated record. Lineage: Eukaryota; Fungi; Ascomycota; Eurotiomycetes; Eurotiales; Aspergillaceae. The transcript is spliced from 3 exons.
AUGCCAUCACCCAAGCGGCUGUUCUUAGCCGAUGAAGAGCUUGGGAAGAAAGACGACGACCAUCGGCUGAAGAACCAUCCGGAACAGCGAUGGCAGCCAAAGCCAUGGAAGCUUGUUCGACGCAGGAGAGUCUUUCUUAUUCCAGUCAUACUCUAUCUUAUUUAUAUGUUCUUCAAGAACAUGCCAACAGACGUCCCUCCUGCCAGAGAUCGGCUGCAAUCCAAGUUGCCGCCAACACACCAUGUCAUGUCUGAUACGCCUCUUCCGCCAGGGUUAUCUCGGUCUGACCCUCCUCCACGCGCGGAGCCUGAUGGCAGGGACAAAGAUGAUCUAUACUACGAAGGGAAACUUCAAUUUUAUAACCUGGCAAGGACCCUGAAACUCUUUUCCGGCCAUGGUGGGAAGAGCCCUUCUAGCGCAACAGUAUUCGCAGGUGCAAGCCUAGGGAGCGUGUCGGACCUGUUACCCCUCGCCUGUCGUAUGGCGAAUCAUAAGAAAAACGCUGUGCAUUUCGUACUUGUGGGAAGGGAUGAUGUUUCCAUUGAGGGAAUCCAACGCGUAAACGGGCUGAAUGGGGAGACUUGCCCGCUCAACUGGCAUGAUGCCCGAGUUGACUACGCUCGUUGGUCCACUGAUGGUCGCAUGGAGCGAGCAGUAGCUGCUGUACUGCCAUACGUCCAGGCAUAUCUUCGACCGCGGGUGCUGAUUACCCAAGGAGAACCCCUGGAAGAACAAUUCUUCUUGAGAGCCAUGCGAAAAGCCCAAGAAUAUGGAUUGUCACAUAUUAUCCUUCCCCGGGCCGCAAGGGACUUAAUGUGGAUAGCUGCUCUUGACAGCCAUGCUCUUCAAAAUUGGAAUGAUAUUCAUGUCGAAUUUCUCAUAAAUGCAGCGUCACACUCCACUGGUUCGCUUCUCAGGUUAAUCAAAUCCCUAGACCGGGCAGAUUUUCUCGGGUUCAGCCCGGGUUUGACAAUUGAGCUCCCUUCUCAUGCAGACCAUGGCCUGCUACAAUCUCUUGAAGGAAUGAAGUGGCUCUCUGGUACAUCCAGCAAAAUCACUGUGCGUCGGCGGAUUCAGUUACACCAGAUGAGCCCCAACGAGGCCUCUUUACGUACAGUCGAAGCCUUUUAUCCCAAAAAGCCGACUUUCUCGCACGUUGUUAUGCUCUCUCCUAAUGUUGAACUAGCACCUUCCUUCUUCCACUACUUGCUGUAUACCAUGUUGAAAUACAAGUACUCGGCCCAAUCUACCAUGCCAUAUGACAAGUUGAUGGGAAUUUCCCUGGAACUUCAAUCGUCGCCUCUUACCAACAACAAGCCUAUCGAACGACCGGAUAUUGAAAACAGUUACUAUCGGAACAACAACGCGCCAGGCACACUGCCCAUGUUCUUAUGGCAAGCACCUAAUAGCAAUGCUGUGCUUUACUUUGGUGAUAAGUGGGCGGAGUUGCAUUCUUUUCUCAGCCGUCGACUGGCAGCUAAAAUAGACGCCGAGUCCCAAGUGGAGGGGGAUGAGAGAGUUAUUUCGAAAAUAUAUCCUGCCUUCAUGGAACAUUUGCUUGAGCUGCUUCGUGCCAGGGGAUACUACCUGCUAUAUCCUGCGUUUUCUGAUAAAGGAAAAUUUUCCCUUGCAACUUUCCACAACGAAUUAUUUCAACUACCGGAAGAGUUUGACCAGAGAUCUGACACGGAUUCCAUUUCUGAAGCAUUCCGUGGACCCGCGAUGAAUGAGAAACCUCUAAGCAGGGCUUCAACCUUGAUGCCACUCCUUAACACGUUCGCGCUAGAGUUACCUGACAUCAAAGCUCUACCUAAACUGUCAUACCGUGGCGAAGAGCUGACUGACUCGCUGGACCGCCUAGCAAGCGAAGAAUAUCGGAGGGAAUUCAGUGUACGUUAUGGAGGCUGCCAGGGCUCGGUGGGCGAUGGGACCGCAGAUCUGUUCUGCCAAGCAUGA